AUGCCAAUAUCACAUCUUGUUAUUCCAAUUUCUUUUGGUUUACCAAAAAGUUUUGAUCCAAAUAAUGAUUCAAAUUUCCUUAAAUCAUCAACAAAUUUUCCAUCAUAUUUAGCCAGUUAUAAUAAUUUAAGUGAUCCAAUGUAUGAUAAAUCUCCACUUGAUAUAUCUCAACAUACAUAUUCAAUUGAACUUAUUUGUAAUUCACCACGUUCAUAUAUAAAUCGACAACUUGGAUCCGGUUUUGUUCAAUUAAUAUUAUAUUCAACAUCAAAUGAAAAAAUUUUUGAACAUUCACGUUUAAUUUUAUAUCCAUAUCAAUCGGAAAUAGUUCGUUUAAUUCGAACAAUUAUUUUUUUACCUUUAUCAAUCCUUCAUAUUGAUUAUGAUCAAUGGUAUUUAAAAGAAAUUUUAAUUGAACGUUUAAAUAAUUAUGAUAUAUCUAAAGAUCCUAUUGAAGUUAUUCAAUUAAAUAUAAUUCCAUCAUCAUUUCAACUUGAUCGUUGUUCAAUACAUUUUCAUAUACGUGAUUUAACCGGUCUUAUAUAUGUUAACAUGAAUGAAUAUAAAUGUAAAGGCUGUUUAAUUGAUUCUACACAUGGAAAAUUACAAAAGAAAAAAGAGGCUUUACUUGAAUUUAUAUUUGCUGAAGAUUCUUUAUGUUUAACUGUAAGUGCACAAAAUGUGAAUAUAAUGGCAUAUACAUUAAGUAGAGAUACAAUUGCAACAGUCAUAUUAAAUAAUGACUUACUUGUUAUUAAUUUAAAAGAAAAGAAACAAAUUAAAAUAUCAGCUAUAGGAAAAACUAAAUUAACUGAAUUAAAAUUAAUUCUGGAUUCUCUUUUAAAUGAAGAUGUUAAUGCUUAUCAAAUAUAUAUACAAGAUUUUCGUAAUAAUUCAACAAAUAUAAGCCAGGUAUCACGAAAUUCAAUAUCAAAAACUAAUCAUAGUAUGAAUUCAAGUAUAAUAUCCGAUACAUCAAGUAAAAAACCACAACCAAAAGCUGAUAAAAUGAAACAUACAAAUCAAUUUUUGGAAAAUGAUGAGAAUUCUCAACCAGCAUUAUCUUAUUUACCAAAAGAACAUGAAAAGAAAAAAAAUUCUCUUCACACUGCUUCUAAUUUUUAUCAACAUGCACAGCAUAGUUCUAUUGAUGAAAAUACUGAUCAUACGAUUCAGAGUCAACAACAAUCUCGUAAACGAACAAGUGAAAAUCAAUUUUCUACUUCAAUAAAUCGUUUUGAACAUGCAACAAAUAACGCAUCACCUUAUUUUUUUCAUAGAACAGAAAAUAAAUUAAAACGAAAUUUAUCCAAUGGUGAAUCACGUAUUAGUCCAUUAACAAAUAUUCAUUCUAAACCACUAAAUCAUACACGUCUUUGGGAUGAUGAGAAUGAAAAAUAUUCAUAUGAUUGGCGUGAUUCACCAUAUUCAACAAAAAGAAUUGAUAAUCAAUCAUCAACUGAUAUAUCAUUGUCUAAAGCAGUUACAACAACUAUGAACUUACGAAAGAAAGGUUUAAAAAAUAUUGGUGCUACAUGUUAUAUGAAUUCUAUACUUCAAUGUUUAUUAAAUAUUGAUCCAUUUCGUUAUGAUCUAAUGGUUACUAAUUCCGAAUUAAUAACCUCAUCAUUAUUAGAAGAAAAUACAAUUUAUCUGUAA
Adineta steineri is the source of this 1659-nucleotide messenger RNA. The record is from the annotation of a GenBank genome assembly. NCBI's taxonomy places the organism in Eukaryota, Metazoa, Rotifera, Eurotatoria, Adinetida, Adinetidae.